Molecule: messenger RNA, 958 nt
Organism: Trichomonas vaginalis G3
Lineage: Eukaryota; Parabasalia; Trichomonadida; Trichomonadidae
Product: protein of unknown function, DUF4106 family
Exons: 1
Source: RefSeq, a predicted model, not a curated record
AUGGCAGGCUAUGGUGGAGCUGCAGACGGAACAGCUUAUAACCCUCAAAGUCAAAUGAAUUUGAGUUCACUCAAAAAUCAAAUAACAGAUGUCAAAAAGUCAAACAUAGACAUACAGAAACAAAUAAGUGAAAACGAAAAGAAACUAGAAUAUGACAGACACACAAAGAAACUCAAUGAGUUAAACGUAGAGAAAAAGAAGAAAGAAGAACAACUGAAAGAACUAAGUACAGAGGAAUAUGCGAAAAAAGUGUCAGAAAAAGCAGCAGAAGUAGCAAAAAUGGAACAAGAUGUUAUAAAUUUGAAAAACCAUACUACUCAAUAUAAAGUACUGAAAGAUGAAGAGAUAAAACAAAAAGCCCUGAAGACAUAUAUGGAUAGCGAUGAGUAUAAAAAAGAAGUUGAAGCAAAUGUAAAGGCAGAAAAACUUUUACAGUUGCAAAACCAAACCGUACAGUAUGAAAACUUAGCACAAGAAAGUAAAAAUAACGACGCAGCCAUGCAAAAGGCAAUGAAAAGCGCAGAAUAUAUAAAAGCUAAUAAUGACUGGUUAGAUGCCCAAGCCAACGCUAAAGCAGCCCAACUUAUAGGGUCAAUAAGGACAAAAAUACAAGCGGAUGAAGACAGUUCAAAUGAAGCUUUAAUGAAUGCUGACUUUAAGAACGCCUUCGAAGCUCUUCAUAGUAAGGUGAAACUAGUGAACGACUUCUCAUCUGGAAAGAAACUGAAGUCUGAAGGUUUCGACAACGAGUUAAGAGAAGUAGCACAAAAUAUGACGAAAAUAACAGAUGCAGCAACGAGACAGGCAGUUCAAAGUGCCUAUGACGCCGUUAGAGCAACUGUUGUGGAAAGUCAAGAAAAAGAGUUACAACAGACUAAAACAGACCUAGUAAAUGCUUUCUUAAAAACGAAAAGUCAGGUAGGACAUUAUGCUGCAGAUGGAACAUAUGUGCCAGCUG